AUGUACAACAGGGUUUUGGCUGCGUCUCUGAAGUUUUCACAUGAUUUCAUCACUCGGACAUGGCUUCAUCACUCGGACAUGGCCUCAUCACGUUGGUACGCGCCAUACAAGUCCUUUAACUUGUCGAAUGUGAGCGAUGACAACACAGAGUUUUCCACCGAGUACGUGGCAUUCACGCGAACGAGGCACAUCGGUACCUUGGUCACGUACACGUCCAACACAGUCAUGAAGAAGUCUCGGCAGGCGGUCGAGUUGAAGAACUUGGACACUUGGGUUGGCGUGGGGGGCAGCCGUGCACCCAACUGUACCUUUAAAGUGAACCCCGAUUCCUUUCGACAGGCCUCGGUGCUGGCUUGUUCACUCAGCGGGUUAAAGAACGACUUCAAUUUGGGCAGGUCCAGGCACCACGGCAGCGGGUCUGGCACGAGCUUUGGCGCAGGGAUGACCGCGUACAUGACGAGGGAGAUCACUCCUGCCCAAAUGGCAACGGGCAAGCCGUGA
Messenger RNA from Aphanomyces astaci, 501 nucleotides. RefSeq lists its product as hypothetical. NCBI's taxonomy places the organism in Eukaryota, Oomycota, Saprolegniomycetes, Saprolegniales, Verrucalvaceae. The record is from RefSeq and is a predicted model, not a curated record. The transcript has a single exon. The coding region runs from base 1 to 501 and encodes 166 amino acids.